ACGCCUUAGGAAUACACCUGUUUCUCCGCGCAGCGACCUAAUGUUUAGUGUAUAUAUUGGAGUUAAAUUUGAGAAAAAGGUGCAUAAAAAAAAAAAAAAAAGUUAAGUAGCCUCCUCGAAUGUAGUGCCCUCUCUGAAGCCUUGGGAUGACAAAUUUGAAAUUACAAAUCAUCUGCCUAUGUGCUUUACCCGAACCAGCUUCAUCAGUUUUCUAAAAUGUAUGUUACAGCAUUGGAAAGAGUUCUGGAUUUUGUCCAUGAUAUAAAGAUAAUGCAUAUCCCAUAUCAUUGUGUUCAAAUCAAAGUUUCUUAAAAAAAGCAAAUUUUUCAUUUGCAUUUUAAUCGAUGGAAUCAUUCUUUAAACCAGGAUAUUGCACAGUUAAAAAUCCUGUAUUUAGUUUAAGUACUGGAAUUUCAAUCUCAUGUUCUGAUAAAGACGAGAAUAAAUAUUUUGAUCAGGGACUUUCUGCGAUAUCUAAGGAAAGUACAAAUACUGACAAUCAAAAUGCAUUUCAAAACUCUAAAAUACACAGAAAUACAAAUUAUAAAAUGAAUUACUCUUCCAAUAGCAUUACUUUGCCUCCAAUAAAAAGUCAAGAAAAUGGUUCAAAUAUGCACGAAGUUUCAAAUGUAAAAAGAACCUCAAAGUUAUCAGAGCAAAAUAAUUUAAACACGACAACUCAAGCUUCUACUAUUAAUGGUUCUAUACAAUCUAAUAGUUUACAUCAAAAUGUUAAACACGGUGAAAAUUCUCAAAAGAUAGGAUCCUCUUCUUUAGUUCAUAAACAAAAAGAAAAGCUUUUAAAUUUUUCAAGCACUUCUUUAUUUAAAAGUUCAACUGUAAAUACAAAUGUUAAUCUAAAGUUUACUAAUGAGCACUCUAAAGGUCCAAAGAGUGAUAGCAAUAACAACAGUAGAGUGUUGCAAAUAAAACCGCAAGCAAUCCAAAGCACCAGUGAAAACAAAAUUACUAAUGAAAAUUUUGAAACUGAAGAAGACUUUUGUAAAGAAGUUUGCGAAUCGCGACUUACUAAUGAGUAUGAUAGUAUUAUAAAGUUUUUAAUGAAAAUAUUUGGUUCUCUGACAGAACUCUAUAAAGUUUUUAAGAAUAAAAAAAAUAAUGAUGAGAAAUCAAAUGAUGUAAAUCAAUUGCUAGAUAUCAAUCUGAAUUAUUUAGACUACAUGUAUGAAUCUAUUGUCAGAAUGCCUGAAAGUGUUAAAAAAGCUGUGCUGCGAUCUAUUAUCAACUGCAUGAUGACAGAAAAUAGUAGAGAGAAAAGUACUGACCAGAUAAAAGCUUUGAUAAUCUUAUUAUUAAAUCCAUUGUUUGCAGAUAGCAAAACAUAUGUAAUAUUUUCUCAUGUAAUUCGUCAAAUUUGUAUGUCUCAAGUAAAUGAUCACCACCAGUUCAUUAACUUUUUCAAACAGCUUCCUGUUAAAGAAUUAAAAAUAGCGAUUCACCAAGUGACUUCAUUCAUAAGUUACAGAUUAUUUCCUACUAACAAUGAAAUAAUUGAGUCAGAAAUGAGCUCAUGGUGGAUACCAAAUGCUGUAAAGGUUUUAGCAUUAAUGAAUGCUGCUAAUGAAAAUAAUUCCAACAUUAAAUUACCUCGCAGUGUAUUUUACAUUCGAGGAUUGGAACUACUUGAUUUACUAAAAGAAUAUCAAUCUUGGCAAAUGGGAACAAAAGGGUUUUCUUUUUGCCAGUAUCCUUUCUUAUUGAGCUUAAGUUUGAAGCGAUAUAUCAUGCAGAAAGACAGUGAAUCGAAAAUGCUUCUAGAAGCUCGGCAAAGUCUUGUAAAUAAAGUUCGAGAGAAAAAGCGUCCAAAUAUGGGAAUGCUGUUUUUAACACUAAAUGUCCGCCGUAAAUUUAUUUUGGAAGAUUCUCUUUCAGAGAUUUCAAAAAAUCAUGGAGACUUGAGAAAAAAACUUCGUGUGAUUUUUCAAGGGGAGCCAGCUGUUGAUUUAGGUGGUGUGAGCAAAGAAUGGUUUUUUCUUAUCAUUCAAAAGUUAUUUAAUGAAGAUUAUGGUAUGUUCAAAUAUAACUCUGAAACUAAAUUGUGGUGGUUUAAUGCAUCCUGUAAAGAAAAUUAUAAAGAAUUUAACUUGUGUGGUGUUCUCAUUGGUUUAGCUAUGUACAAUGGUAUUAACCUAAAUAUUGGUUUCCCCCCAUGCUUGUAUAAAAAACUUUUAAGCCCUGCUGUGGUGCCGUACAACAAUCCACAUGCAUUAGUUGGAGUAGCUCCAAUGGAUAUAGAAGAGUUCAAACAAGUUUAUCCAGAUUUAGCAAAUGGUUUGAAAGAACUUCUUUUUUAUGAAGGAAACGUAGAGGAAGAUUUAUGUCAAACUUUCCAGGUUUCUUUCACUGAGUAUGGAGUUGUACAGACACGAAUCUUAAAACCAAAUGGUGAAUCUAUACCUGUAACCAAUGACAAUAAGAAGGAAUAUGUGAGUUUGUAUAUCGAUUAUUUUAUGAAUAAAUGCAUAUACCAGCAAUUUUAUUCUUUUUAUCAUGGAUUUCACAGUGUGUGUGCAUCUAAUGCAUUAUUGCUUCUUCGACCAGACGAAGUUGAAACCUUAGUUAUUGGUGAUGCGGAUUUUAAUAUUCGUGAUUUAGAAAAAGUGACAAAGUAUGAUGGCUAUCGCUAUUCGGAUACUGUUAUCAGGAAUUUGUGGGACGUCCUAUAUUCGUAUUCACAAAAGCAACAAAGAAAGUUUUUGUUUUUUUGCACUGGAAGUGAUAGGAUUCCCAUAGGUGGUGUUAAAGAAAUUAACUUUAAAGUGACAAAAGUCAGUGGUGCGAACGCAACUCAAAUGCUUCCCGUUGCGCACACUUGUUUUAAUCAACUCUGUUUACCUAUGUACAAGGGUCGUAAAACACUUGCUAAAAAACUAACCAUAGCAAUUGAAAACGGCGAAGGAUUUGGAUUAGAAUGACUCGUAUCUACGAUAUUUAUUGUGAAAAAAUUAAUUUAUGAUUAAGCAAUAUUAUUUAUCUGUAUAUAAUUUUUAUAUAAUAUUACUCAUAAUUUAUUACUGUAUUUGUAUAUAAUAUUUAUAUGAGAGAGUUAAGUUUUGCGA
Molecule: messenger RNA, 3080 nt
Organism: Hydra vulgaris (swiftwater hydra)
Lineage: Eukaryota; Metazoa; Cnidaria; Hydrozoa; Anthoathecata; Hydridae
Product: probable E3 ubiquitin-protein ligase HECTD2
Biological process (GO): ubiquitin-dependent protein catabolic process; protein polyubiquitination
Molecular function (GO): ubiquitin protein ligase activity
Source: RefSeq, a predicted model, not a curated record